AUGACAUUAUUCCAUCCCGUCCUCAGACACAUACCACUACCACGGCCUCAUUUGUAUUUCCCGAAGACAACACAUAUUUUGAAAAACCGUUUUUCCAAUAUCAAUGUUCCAUUUCAAGAUGACUUGAACGACGUCGACUUGGACGAAUUUGGACUAGGUGAUUUCAAACAUUACGUCGAGUCGCCCGAUGUCAAACGGUAUCGAGAAGAACAACUUCAACUACCGCGCGAUGUUGACGAAUAUCGUCAACAACCAACUCCCUCUUCUUCUCACCACCACCACCACCACUACCAGGGAGCCCUAGAAAAGACAAAUCUAGCUGAGCUUGCACAAGUUCAAGAACCAGCAAUCUUUGUUUCGAAAUUCACUGACCCGUACCUCAAUUUAGCCAUCGAGGACUACAUCUACAACCAUAUGCCACUGAACCAUCCUCAAAGAUUGCUAUUCUACACCAACCGACCCUGUGUUGUGAUUGGCAAGAACCAGAAUCCCUGGAAAGAAGUAAACUUGCCGCUCCUCAACAAGCUCAAUCUCCCACUUAUACGCAGAAGGUCAGGUGGUGGCACCGUGGCCCAUGAUUUGGGCAACGUGAAUUAUUCAUUCAUGACGAGCAAGAAUGAGUUUGAUAGGUUCACAUUUGCCAACUUGAUCACUGAGUGUCUCGAUGACGCAAGGGUCAAAGUCAAUAAACGCGGCGAUAUCGUCACCGUGAAUCAAGGGCAGGAGUACAAAAUUAGCGGGUCGGCGUAUAAGAUUUCGCGCGGGAAAUCUUACCAUCACGGCACCAUGCUCUUGGAUCUGGAUCUCGCGAGAUUGAAGCUGCUUUUGCAUCGCGAUGAAGGUGUUUUGGGUGUUGUUGAUGCUCAGAACUCUGUCGAUUCCGUCAAGUCGAAAGUCACGAACUUGGGCAUUUCCAGCGAGGAGUUUGUCAAUCGAGUCGGCGAGGGUUUUGAGCGCAGGUACGGGAUGAGUGGUGAGCCCAUGGGCGAGGGUGAGCGUGUGGGCGGUGAGAAGGAGGAUGAAUAUGAAGAUGACUUUCAUGCAAUGAUGGGUCUCACCGACUUUGCGGAGCUGCCUGUUGCGCGGCGUAAAAUGUACGAAAUCAGCAAAGAGCAAACACAUCUUCCUGAAACCGUGUUCCUGACGGCGGAGGAAUUAAAGGCGUGGAGCUGGAAGUUUGGCCAUACGCCGUCUUUUACUCAUACUUUAACUAACGGCGAACUCGAUCUUGUGGUGAAAUUUUCCGUAAACAAGGGCAAGAUCACCAACGUCGAAGCCACAACUGCGCUGAGCACGACAGCGCAGGCACUAGAACAUAUUUUAGAUGCUGCUAGAGCAGAGUUGGAAUCAAAAGAGUACACUUCAAAAACUGCCAAGCGGGCAUUUGCUGGAACCGAGUUGGGCGAUUGCAUCGGAGCUUGGCUAGAAAAGACCAUUGACUAG
This is a messenger RNA of Lodderomyces beijingensis, 1443 nucleotides long. NCBI's taxonomy places the organism in Eukaryota, Fungi, Ascomycota, Pichiomycetes, Serinales, Debaryomycetaceae. The record is from the annotation of a GenBank genome assembly.